AUAACUUGAAGGAAAAGCAUGUAUCUCCUGCUGCUUCAGCUGCUGGUGAUCUCAGGUCUGGGAGAGUCUAGGCAACAAAUGCUGCAAGACCGGAAGAAAAGAAGUCAGCGUUCUUCUCAUGCUUUGAGUGAUCGGAGUCUUGUAGCACUAUCAGCAGAUGUUUCAGAGGAGGCCCAAGAAAAGCCAGAUUUGUUCGUAGCCAUACCCCACCUUAUAGACCCUGAGCUGACAGAGGCUCCCAGAGAGCAAAGAGAGAUGUUAUUCAGGUUCAUGUUUACUUCUGAGAAACAGAAGCCAGAAAGGCAUCUGGAAAUAAGGGAUCCUGCUAGGGAAGCCUUCAAACCUAGGACUCCAGCAAAUGCUGAGUCUGAUGGCAGAGAAAUCGAGAAAUCUCAUCUCCAAGAAGAAGCACAAAAAUUCUGGCACUACUUCUUGUUCAGAAAGAGCUCAGCUUCACAGGAGGUCAUCUUGCCCAUCAAAAGCAACGAAGUGUACCAGGAGACCUGUAGAACAGUGCCCUUCUCCCAGACAAUCCUACAUGAUGACUGUGAAAAAGUAGUCAUUCAAAACAACUUAUGCUUCGGGAAAUGUCGGUCUCAUCGUCUUUCUGAGGCUACGACUCAUCAUCAUGCCUUCUGCUCCCACUGUUCACCUACCAAAUUCACCACAAAAGAAUUAUUGUUGAACUGCACUGGACUCAAUCCUGUGGUCAAGGUGGUGAUGAUUGUGGAGGAAUGUCAGUGUAAAAUCAAGCAAGAUCAAGACGAGGCUCAUCUUCAUUUUGACUCUCAUGCAUAAAAACACAAAUGCAAUUAAUCUGUUCAAAGAUUAUUUUGCAAAUUUGGAGCCAAUACUCCCUCCUCUCAGAAGCCAAAAAUGAAACAAACUGGCCUUUAAGGGUGGGACAUCUGUAACAAUAGGGAGGAAACCCACUUAUAUUUGGCUUUGUCAAUUAACUGAAUGUUUUGUUUCAUGGAGAUGAGGAACUAUUUGGUUGGUCUCUAGUUUGGGGUCCCCAUCUUAAGUUCUCAGUGUCUUCUUUGAGGAGACUUAGCCUGACUUUAUGGGUUUCAUAUUUCAACCAAUAUGAUCUUUUGUGAUUUGCAGCCCACACAUUGUUGCUUGUGUACCAAAAGUAAUUUGGUAUAUAUUUGAAUUAUGUCUCUGUUUACAUAGGUUCUGAACCGGGUCUUCAGACCAUAGAUUUCAGGGGGAAUAUGAACUUAAUUGGGAAAAAUGCAUUUUUGUUUUCACUAACUUUUGGUUUUCUUUGUAAUCCUAGAUGUUUCAAUUAUGCAUUUAAAAACAUGAUUCUGAGAAGAGAUCCAUAGGAUUCAUCAGAAAGGGUCUGAUAAAAGAAAAUUGAGAACUCUUGAUUUUCAUUGGUUCAUUCCUGUGAAUAGGUUUUAAGCUCUUAGAGAGUUAGCUCUGUUUUGUUCUUAUCUUUGUAUCUCUGGUGCUAUCAUAUGGUAGGCAUUUAGUAAAUUCUUCUUGAAUUUAAUCAAAUAUUCAAAUUACUAACUCUAGUUAGUGGCAACUAUAUGCCUAUAGGUAAAUAAAGAGUAAAUCAGAGUAAAAUUUCGGUUUUUAGAGGCAGCUAUGUAGGUCAGUGGGUAGAGUUCUUGGACUGGAUUCAGCAAGACCUGAAUUCAAAUGCACAAAUAUACUUAUUAGGUGUGUUAACCUGAUCAAAUAGCUUAACUUCUGUUUGCCUUAAUUCUUUGGAGAAGGAAAUGGAAUACUGCCCCAAUAUCUUUGCCAAGAAACCCAUGGACAAUAUUGCUAUUCUAUUUAUUAUCCAUGAGUCAUUGAGAGUCAAACACUACUGAACAGCACCACAUUUUUGGUUUAGUUAGCAAAUGGAAUUUCCAGGUUUGGAUGAAUGUUUUCUUCUACUGUAGAAAAUCUAAACUGUGAAUCAUAAUUGUGAAGUGAUACAAUUAUAAGUCAUGUAAACCCAAUAAAAUUGGGAGCUGGGGUGGGGUGGGGAAUGACCAGUGUUGGAAUCUGAGGCAUGUUGGAAGAAUUUGUGACGAUUUGUUUAAGCUUCUCAUUUUACCAUUGUCUAAAAUUGUUUAUUUUGAGAUAAAAAAGAUCUCAAAAUCCUUGAAUUCAAUUAUCACAUUUUUAUAAAUAAUCAAACUGAGACUCAUACAGGUAUGAUCAGGGUAGUAUUUGAACCCAUUUAUCCUGAUUUCCUAUCUAAAGAUUAAUUUCUCCAGUGUCUCAAGUUUAUUGGCCAGGUCACAUAAACCAACAUUUAAGUUCCAAAUUCAGGGAUUUUCCAGUAAACCAUGCUACUUUUAUGUGCCAUUUGUAAUAUAGCCCAAAACUAUGUACUUAGUGCUAUCACCGUGCACAAAAAUUUUGGCUUAUUACUUUCUGUUCUUUCAUUUUUAAUUUUUGCUCUUAUCUCCCUCAGUCUGUUUUUUAUGAUAUUGAUGGCAACAUGUAUAUAUACUCUGUGUAAUAAUUUUUUGCUUUCUAUAAUAUA
Messenger RNA from Sarcophilus harrisii (Tasmanian devil), 2494 nucleotides. RefSeq names its product cerberus 1, DAN family BMP antagonist (gene CER1). The transcript is spliced from 2 exons. Gene Ontology annotation, molecular function: morphogen activity. The record is from RefSeq and is a predicted model, not a curated record. Bases 19 to 798 code for a protein of 259 amino acids. Gene Ontology annotation, biological process: determination of heart left/right asymmetry; signal transduction involved in regulation of gene expression. Lineage: Eukaryota; Metazoa; Chordata; Mammalia; Dasyuromorphia; Dasyuridae.